This is a messenger RNA of Ilyonectria robusta, 2468 nucleotides long. Its product is annotated as heme peroxidase. The record is from RefSeq and is a predicted model, not a curated record. Bases 64 to 2382 code for a protein of 772 amino acids. Gene Ontology annotation, biological process: hydrogen peroxide catabolic process; cellular response to hydrogen peroxide. Lineage: Eukaryota; Fungi; Ascomycota; Sordariomycetes; Hypocreales; Nectriaceae. Gene Ontology annotation, cellular component: cytosol. Gene Ontology annotation, molecular function: heme binding; catalase activity. The transcript has 5 exons.
GACACUACCUCGAGCAUCUCCGUCUUCUCUCUCACCUAUCAGCUCUCUCGGAUUUGUUUCAACAUGCACGCGGACUUGGCAGCGUGGCUUUUGUUAGCCCCGGGACUUGUGUCCCUGGUUAGCGCCCAAACCUGUCCCUUCGCCAAACGGGACACCAUCCCUACCCAGAGGGAGAUCCCUCAAGACUUUGGCCGCUGCGCAACCGUUAGCAACGCUGCUGGUGGCGGUACCCGGAGCAAGGACUGGUGGCCAUGCCAGCUGAAGCUCGAUGUCUUGCGCCAGUUCUCGCCCCAGGUCAACCCCUUGGGCGGCAACUUCGACUACACGGCGGCUUUCGAGUCUCUGGAUUAUGACGCCCUCAAGAAGGAUCUGCACGCGUUGAUGACUGAUUCACAGGACUGGUGGCCUGCUGACUUCGGCCACUACGGCGGCUUGUUCGUCCGUAUGGCCUGGCACAGCGCCGGUACCUACCGUGCGAUCGACGGCCGCGGUGGCGGUGGAAUGGGUCAACAGCGAUUUGCGCCGCUCAACAGCUGGCCCGACAAUCAGAACCUGGACAAGGCUCGCCGUCUGCUCUGGCCGAUUAAGCAAAAGUACGGAAACAAGAUCUCAUGGGCCGAUCUCAUCCUCCUCACCGGCAACGUCGCCCUGGAGUCCAUGGAUUUCACCCCCAUCGGCUUUGCUGCCGGUCGCCCUGACACCUGGCAGUCCGAUGAGUCUGUCUACUGGGGUGCCGAGGCUACCUUUGUCCCCAAGGGCAAUGACGUUCGCUACAACGGCAGCACCGACAUCUACGAGCGCGCCGAGGAUCUUGAGAAGCCCCUCGGAGCAACCCACAUGGGUCUCAUCUACGUGAACCCCGAGGGUCCCGAUGGCAGCUCCGACCCUAAGGCCUCGGCUGGCGACAUCCGUGUUGCUUUCGACCGCAUGGGCAUGAAUGACGAGGAGACUGUUGCUUUGAUUGCUGGUGGACACGCUUUUGGCAAGACUCACGGCGCUGUCAAGUCCUCCAACAUCGGAUCUGAGCCCGAAGCCGCCGACCUGGGAAUGAUGGGUCUCGGAUGGCACAACAGCGUUAACAACGGAAACGGCCCCGACACGUCGACUAGCGGCCUUGAAGUCAUCUGGACCAAGACCCCUACCAAGUGGAGCAACGACUACCUCAACAGUCUCAUCAAGAACAACUGGACCCUUGUCGAGAGCCCUGCUGGCGCUCACCAGUGGGAGGCCUUGAACGGCACCCUCGACUACCCCGACCCGUUCGACAAGACCAAGUUCCGCCACGCCACCAUGCUCACCAGUGAUCUCGCUCUGAUCCAUGACCCCAUCUACGAGAAGAUCUGCAAGCGCUGGGUCGACCACCCCCAAGAGCUCGUCGAUGCCUUCGCCAAGGCCUGGUUCAAGCUCCUGCACCGUGACCUCGGCCCCAAGACUCGUUACCUUGGUCCCGAUAUCCCGGCCGAGAACUUCCCGUGGCAGGAUCCCCUCCCCAAGGGACAGGGUGCUGUCCUUAGCGAUGCCGACAUUUCCAGCUUGAAGGCUCAGAUUCUUUCUUCUUCCGACCUGAGCAUUUCGGUGCUGGUUUCUACCGCUUGGAACGCCGCUUCCACCUUCCGCCACUCCGACAAGCGCGGCGGUGCCAACGGAGCUCGCAUUGCCCUUGAGCCGCAGGUCAGCUGGGAGGCCAACAACCCUCCCCAGCUUAAGAAGGUCCUGGCUGCGCUGAAGAAGAUCCAGACCAAGUUCAACAAGGGCUCCAAGAAGGUGUCCCUGGCCGAUCUCAUCGUCCUUGGAGGUUCCGCGGCUGUUGAGCUGGGUGCCCGCAAGGCCGGCUUCUCUAUUCCCGUCCCCUUCACUCCUGGCCGCGUCGAUGCCACCCAGAACCAGACCGACAUCCGAGCCUUUAACUACCUCCAGCCCGUGGCCGAUGGAUUCCGCAACUACGGCAAGGGAACUACCCGAGCCCGCACCGAGGAGAUCCUGGUCGACAAGGCUGCUCUCCUCACCCUCACCCCUCCUGAGCUGACAGUCAUAGUUGGUGGCCUCCGUGCUCUGGGCGCCAACUACGACGGCUCAUCGCUCGGUAUCUUCACCGAGAAGAAGGGCCAGCUGACGAACGACUUCUUCGUGAACUUGCUUUCAAGCCAGUACACCUGGGAAAAGAAGGAUGGCUCUGACGAGCUCUGGAAGGGCAUUGACCGCACUACAAAGGCUACCAAGUGGACCGCCACGCGCGCCGAUCUGGUCUUUGGAUCCCAUGCCGAGCUGCGUGCUAUCUCUGAGGUCUAUGGCAGCGAGGAUGCCAAGGAGACUUUCGUCAAGGACUUCAUCACUACUUGGGUUAAGGUUAUGAACUUGGAUCGCUUUGAUGUCAAGGCUUAAAGGAUAUUCUACAUUUGUCAGGAUAUUCUAGAUUAUUCAUGUAUAUAUUGUAAACCUAUAGCAUAUUUCACGUUCUUACAGUUGCG